CUCACCGCCCGCCUGAUCAUCCCACGGCGCCAGCUGCUCGCUCGAUCCCAGCAUACGUACGUGCUGAAUCGAAUCGAAUCGGAUCGGUUUCCGAUCGAUCUCUCCCGAUCUCCUUCUCGCGCCGUCCGCCUCGGAUUCAUCGGCGGGGCGGGAUGGAUCUGGAGCAGCGGCCGGAGCCGAGGAAGAAGGCGGCGGGGCUGGCGGCGCGCGACGCGUCCGGCCACCUCUCCCCGAUCACCAUCGACCGCAGGAGCACUGGGGACGAUGACGUUGCUAUAAAGAUUCUCUACUGUGGGAUCUGCCACUCCGACCUGCACAGCAUCAAGAACGAGUGGAAGAGCGCCGUCUACCCUAUGAUCCCUGGGCACGAGAUCGCCGGCGUGGUGACGGAGGUUGGCAAGAGCGUGACCAAGUUCAAGGCCGGCGACAGGGUCGGCGUGGGCUGCAUGGUGAACUCGUGCCAGUCCUGCGAGAGCUGCAACAAUGGCUUCGAGAACCACUGCCCAGGGACCAUCUUCACCUACAACUCCGUGGACAAGGACGGCACCGUCACCUACGGCGGCUACUCGAGCAUGGUGGUGGUGCACGAGCGCUUCGUGGUCCGCUUCCCGGAGUCCAUGCCGCUCGACAGGGGCGCGCCGCUGCUCUGCGCCGGCAUCACCGUGUACAGCCCCAUGAAGUACCACGGCCUGAACGUCCCCGGGAAGCACGUCGGCGUGCUCGGCCUCGGCGGGCUCGGCCACGUCGCGGUGAAGUUCGCCAAGGCGUUCGGCGCGAAGGUGACGGUGAUCAGCUCGUCGCCGGGGAAGGAGGAGGAGGCGCUCGGGAGGCUCGGCGCCGACGCCUUCGUUGCCAGCAAGAACGCCGACGAGAUGCGGGCCGCGACGGGCACCAUGGACGGCAUCAUCAACACCGUGUCCGCCAACAUUCCCAUCGCGCCGCUGCUGGGUUUGCUGAAGCCCAACGGCAAGAUGAUCCUCGUCGGCCUUCCGGAGAAGCCCAUCGACAUCCCUCCCUUCGCUCUGGUCCUGCGGAACAAGACGCUGGCCGGGAGCUGCGUCGGCGGCAUGGCGGACACGCAGGAGAUGAUCGACCUGGCGGCGAAGCACGGCGUGGCGGCGGACAUCGAGGUGAUCGGCGCGGACUACGUGAACACGGCCAUGGAGCGCCUCGCCAGGGCUGACGUCAGGUACCGCUUCGUCAUCGACAUCGGCAACACCCUCAAGGACCCCGCCGCCGCCGCCGCCGAGUGAGUGGGCGGGCGUGGCCGGACGUCCGCUCCACUGCUAUCUGUGUCCAUUCUGCUGGAUUGGGCCAAAAUUAAAAACAAACGGUCUCUGAUUGAUUUUCUCGUGAGUGAUGUUUUGUGAAGAUGCUUUUGUUGAAAUUACGGUGAUUGUGUGGCGAUAUAUUUGUAAAUUAUAAAUAAUUUAUGAAUAAAAAGUGCUUAGUGAGCUAAAAUCAUGAUUGGAUGAGAUGAAAACCCCUAAAAUC
Molecule: messenger RNA, 1494 nt
Organism: Oryza brachyantha (malo sina)
Lineage: Eukaryota; Viridiplantae; Streptophyta; Magnoliopsida; Poales; Poaceae
Product: probable cinnamyl alcohol dehydrogenase 5
Exons: 4
Coding region: 153-1253 (366 amino acids)
Biological process (GO): lignin biosynthetic process
Molecular function (GO): zinc ion binding; cinnamyl-alcohol dehydrogenase activity
Source: RefSeq, a predicted model, not a curated record